CACUUUUGAAGAGCAAAUGCUCGAUGUCGGGGUAGAUUUGCUUGGCAAUGGACAGCUCUUGAAAAAGGUCCUGAGAGAAGGACAUGGAGAGGUGCCGAAGGUGGGUGAACGUGUGAAGGUCCAUUAUGUCUGCCGCGCCUGCGACGAGCUCCUGGACGACUCCCGAGGCCGUGGAGAGCCCAUGUGCUUUGCUCUUGGCCAAGGUGAGGUGAUUGCAGCUUGGGAGUCUGCCCUUCCAUCCAUGAGAUGUGGGGAACUGGCCACACUGCUGGUACACCCCGAAAUGGCCUAUGGGGAAGCUGAAAUUGCAAACAUUCCACAUGGGAGCUCACUACACUAUGAGUUGGAGCUCUUGGAGAUUUCCCCGCAGGUCUCCCUCGCGAAAGAGGACCUGUCCCCAGAGGAGCGACUUCUGGGAGCCAGCAAGGCCAAAGAGGAGGGCAACCUUCGCUUUAAGGUUGGCCACUUCAAAGACGCCAGCGGUGCGUACCUGGAGGCCUUAUACCUUCUGGGCCACGAGGCGUCCUCCGACUCACGUGCCGAAGAGGGGCUUUGGUCGGACGUGCUGCGCGCCGCCGAGCGGCGGAGCCUGGCCCUCGCUUGCCAGCUGAAUCUUUGCCAAUCCUUGUUGAAGUUGGAGGAGUAUCAGGCCGCGAUGCAAUACGCCGAUGCUGCACUCGAACUUCAUGCUGGACAUUCGAAGGCGCUCUACCGGCGGGGCUUGGCCGCGAUGGGCCUGGGACACUGGGCUUCGGCCAAAGCGGACCUGUUGGCCGCGGCGAAGAAAGAGCUCAGGAGCGGUGAGAUUCGGCGAAGUCUGGAAGAGUGUCAAGAGCGCAUGGCCCGCGAGAAGAGCGACGCCCGAGAUGCCUAUGGCGGCUUCUUGGCGCGUGACCCACUAGACCGGUCCACAAGGCCACCAGCUCCACAGCCAGCGGAGUGAGCCAAAAUCGCGC
Durusdinium trenchii is the source of this 956-nucleotide messenger RNA. The record is from the annotation of a GenBank genome assembly. Lineage: Eukaryota; Dinophyceae; Suessiales; Symbiodiniaceae.